AUGCCGAGCGUCGAAUACGAUCAGUGCAAGCGCUCAAACUAUUCGCUGAAUCAUCAAUUUUUGGAUACUGAUUUCUUGGACAGUGCAUGUGCCAACGAUUUCACAAUUCUCCCUGCUAUUUCUGAUUCGGAUGCACAAUUACUUAAUUUACGGAUGCCGGAAGCUGUUGACUACUUGAGUUCCACAUUAGAGAGUGAGCAGUACUUCAACUGUUGGAAGGCCAUAACUAACAACCGAUUUAUGAAACCUUAUGAUCUGUCUAAUAUGAGGAACCUUCGAGAUGCCAGCUACUUUGAACCAGUUGAUGAUGUCAUGCUUUUAAUGCCAAGCACAUCAAGUCCAAGGCUUGAAAACGCAUGUUGGAGGGCUUGGUACAAAUCCUUCCGUCACUUGAAAGAGCUGGAUCCUGCCAAAAUCAACUGGAUGAAGAUUAACGAUGUUACUUCGUUGUAUGGCCCAGUUGUUGAUGGCAAAUCUAUUGGCAAGAGUGAUGAUAUUCUUUCUAGUGAUUCCCAAUCUUGCAUGUCUUGUGAAUGUUCCAGUGACAACGAAUCUACACAUGAAGUCCAGGAAUACAGUCCAUUUGGAAGUGAAGAGGAUGACUCUCUAUUCGAGUUCUGUCAAUACGAUCUAUCAUCUCUAGAAAUAACGCAUUCAACUUCUUCAGUUGCCACCACGGUAUCGUCAUCAUUUGAUCGGACGUAUCCUAGAUUGGAAAGAAAGGCCACAAAGUCUAUUCUCAAGAAGAAUACUCGUGGCUUUUUGUCUCGCUUUAAGCAGGACAAGCAGACGAAAACCCACAAAAGGAUUUCCUUCUGUCCAACGGUCAAGGUCGGUGUAUACACCAAAUAA
This is a messenger RNA of Brettanomyces bruxellensis, 852 nucleotides long. RefSeq lists its product as uncharacterized. The record is from RefSeq and is a predicted model, not a curated record. The coding region runs from base 1 to 852 and encodes 283 amino acids. The transcript has a single exon. NCBI's taxonomy places the organism in Eukaryota, Fungi, Ascomycota, Pichiomycetes, Pichiales, Pichiaceae.